Molecule: messenger RNA, 3693 nt
Organism: Fusarium coffeatum
Lineage: Eukaryota; Fungi; Ascomycota; Sordariomycetes; Hypocreales; Nectriaceae
Exons: 3
Coding region: 1-3693 (1230 amino acids)
Biological process (GO): DNA-templated transcription
Cellular component (GO): nucleus; RNA polymerase I complex
Molecular function (GO): DNA binding; ribonucleoside binding; DNA-directed RNA polymerase activity
Source: RefSeq, a predicted model, not a curated record
AUGGCACCCAAGGCCGCCACCGAAACCGAGUGGGAUCACCAGUUCCACACUCUGCGCCGCGAGAACCUCUUCCGAAACCCUCCCAAGGAUCACAGCGCCUACCCUGCUCUCCAAGAAGCCGUCGAUCCCCAUCUUCAGUCCUUCAAUGCUAUAUUCCGCGACGAUGGCAAGCCUGGUCUGUUGACGCACGGCUUAGCCGACAUUGGCAGCAAAACUUUCCUCGAUGGCGACGACCGCGCUCCCACUGCUGGCAGGAACACUAUUAGCAUUCGAUACAAGGAUGUCUUUCUCCAGAAGCCUCAGAUUCCCCCUUCUAAUAAGAUGGCACGAAACCGUCAGAUCUUCCCCUCCGAGUGCAGAGAGCGUCAUGUCACAUACAGAGGAAAACUCUCCGCUACUCUAGAGUAUCGAGUUAACGGCGGUGACCCGAUCGAGUUUACUCGAGAAUUCGGUCAGGUGCCCGUCAUGGUCAAGUCAAACAGAUGCCAUCUUGAAGGCAACUCGCCCGCACUGCUUGUUGAGAGAAAAGAGGAGUCCGAGGAGCUUGGAGGUUACUUUGUUGUUAACGGUAUCGAGAAGAUCAUUCGAAUGCUGCAGUUGAACAAGCGAAACUUUCCCAUGGCCAUCAACCGGCCUAGUUUCCAGAACCGUGGCCCUGGUUACACUCCCUACGGUAUCAUUCUCCGUGCGGUCCGUCCCGACGAGACUUCUCAGACCAACGUUCUUCACUACCUCAACGAUGGCAACAUGACCUUCCGUUUCUCAUGGCGCAAGAACGAAUACCUUAUUCCCGUUAUGAUGAUUCUUAAGGCCCUGGUGGAGACCAACGAUCGCGAAAUUUACGAGGGACUCAUUGGUCCUGCCGGUUCCAAGUCUACCGAGAACACUUUCCUUACGGACCGAAUCGAGCUUCUGCUACGCACGUACAAGUCCUACAACCUCUACAGCAAGUCGGACACCCGAGCAUUCUUGGGUGAGAAGUUCCGUGUCGUUCUUGGAGUUCCAGACACUAUGACCAACUACGAGGUUGGUACCGAGUUCUUGCGAAAGAUUGUCCUGGUUCAUCUCGGUAACGUUGAUGUUACCGAGGAGCAAGACAUUGAGAAGUACAAGCUGCUGCUCUUCAUGAUUCGAAAGCUCUAUGCGCUCGUUGCUGGAGAAUGUGCUGUCGACAACCCCGAUGCCCUCCAGAACCAGGAGAUUUUGCUUGGUGGUUUCCUUUACGGACAAAUUCUCAAGGAAAGACUCGACGAGUUCCUCAGCGUCAAUGUCCGUGCAUCCCUACGAGACUACCUUCGAAGAAACCCUGCUGUAUCAUUCGCCUCCGAGGACUUCCGCAAAGAGUUCCCCAACAACAUUUUCCGCAAGGCCAACGAAAACCUUGGUAACGCUCUGGAAUAUUUCCUGUCAACAGGUAACUUGCAGAGCCAGUCGGGUCUCGACUUGCAACAAACGGCUGGUUUCACAGUUGUGGCCGAAAAGCUCAACUUCCUACGAUUUAUCGCCCAUUUCCGCAUGGUCCAUCGUGGUGCUUUCUUCGCUCAACUGAAGACAACAGCUGUACGAAAGCUGCUUCCAGAGUCAUGGGGUUUCAUGUGUCCAGUCCACACACCUGAUGGUGCUCCUUGUGGUCUCCUCAAUCAUCUUUCGCACAAAUGCUCCAUUAUGACGUCUCAAGUCGACGUAUCUAACAUCCCACACCUUGCUGCCUCACUGGGAGUUGUUGAUGUCUCUUCUGCCUCAACUGACGAGAAUGUUCCCGUAUUGUUGGAUGGCAGAGUCCUCGGAUACUGUACUCCCAAGGAGUCUAUCAGGAUUGCCGACUGCUUCCGAUACUGGAAGGUGGAGGGCACCCACGGAGUUCCCCUGCAACUCGAGAUCGGCUACGUCCCUCCUUCCGGAGGCGGUUCUUAUCCCGGUAUCUACAUGACUUCGACACCCGCGAGAAUGGUGCGCCCUGUGAAGUACCUUCCUCUGCAGAAGGAGGAUUGGGUCGGUCCGUACGAGCAGCCCUACAUGAGCAUCGCCGUCGUGGAUCAGGAAAUCGAGUCCGGCAAGUCAACUCACGUUGAGUUUGAUAUUACCAACAUCUUUUCGAUCUUAGCCAAUAUGACGCCCUUCUCGAACCAAAAUCAAUCGCCAAGAAAUAUGUACCAGUGUCAGAUGGCCAAACAGACGAUGGGAACUCCCGGUACUGCUUCAAAAUACCGAGGAGAUAACAAGAGUUAUUUGAUUCAAACAGGACAAACACCGAUCGUUCGAUCACCACUCCACAACACUUACGGCUUCGAUAAUUUCCCCAAUGGGUUCAACGCUGUCGUCGCGGUAAUCUCGUAUACUGGAUACGACAUGGACGACGCAAUGAUUCUCAACAAGAGUGCUCACGAGCGUGGAUUCGGUCAUGGUACUAUCUACAAGACAAAGAAGAUUUCACUUAAGGACGAUUCUCGAACGAAAGCUACCAAGAGUGUCACCAAGGCCUUUGGAUUUGCCCCUCACAGCUAUGUGAGUUCCCACCACCAAGGCAUGUUAGACGACGAUGGCCUGCCUCAUGUUGGUCGUCUAAUUCAAGAGGGAGACGUCAUCUGUGCCUGGCACACCGUGACUCCUGAUUACAAUGGCAAACUGGUGAACCUGGAUGGCGUCACCCAUUACGAAAAGUACAAGGAUUCGGAGGAAGGUUUCAUCGACAAGGUGACACUUAUUGGCGCCGAGUCUGGUAACGAGCCCCUCCAGACAAUCUCUGUCAAGUUCAGAAUUCCCCGAUCGCCCAUUGUCGGCGACAAGUUCUCCUCCCGUCACGGACAGAAGGGUGUUGCUUCACAGAAGUGGCCAACAAUGGAUCUGCCAUUCUCUGAGACCGGUAUCUCUCCUGAUAUCAUUAUUAACCCCCACGCCUUCCCCUCACGACUUAGGUUUGUCGAAAGUUUAGCAGGCAAGGCUGGUGCGCUGCACGGUAUUGCACAAGACGCAACCCCGUUCAAAUUUGAUGAAGAAAACACGUCGGGAGAUUACUUUGGUCACCAGCUGAUGAAGGCCGGCUACAAUUACCAUGGAAACGAGCCCAUGUACUCAGGAAUCACUGGAGAGGAGCUGCAUGCGGACAUCUACAUCGGACUCGUCUACUAUCAGCGACUACGACACAUGGUGAACGAUAAAUACCAGGUGCGAACCACAGGCCCCGUCGUACCGACGACUGGUCAGCCUAUCAAGGGUCGAAAGAGAGGUGGUGGUAUUCGUGUCGGAGAAAUGGAGCGUGAUGCUCUUUUGGCACACGGAACUGCUUUCCUGCUUCAGGAUCGUUUGCUCAACUGUUCCGAUUACUCCAAAUCAUGGAUCUGCCGCCGAUGUGGUUCGUUCCUUUCUGUGCAGCCUACAGUGUCACACUUUGCCCCGAGCAAGAAGAAGGCUGCAAGUAUCGUGCGAUGCCGUGCUUGCGCGAUCAAGCUCGAUGAUACGGAAGGCAUCGACUUAACUGAGGUGGCUGGUGAGAUCUGGGAAGAUGGACAUGGUAACUCUUGGGUCGGUGGUGACCAAACUACGCAGGUUGUCGUUCCUGGUGCGCUCAAGUACCUCGAUGUGGAGCUCGCUGCGAUGGGUGUGAAGCUCAAGUAUAAGGUGGAGCGCAAUGACGAGCCGAGAAAGGGCCCUAUGAAGCCCAUGGCGUUGGAUGGAGUUCGGGUUGGAAAAUAG